Molecule: messenger RNA, 1224 nt
Organism: Parastagonospora nodorum SN15
Lineage: Eukaryota; Fungi; Ascomycota; Dothideomycetes; Pleosporales; Phaeosphaeriaceae
Exons: 5
Coding region: 1-1224 (407 amino acids)
Source: RefSeq, a predicted model, not a curated record
AUGUGCUUCAAGGAAACGGCAUCACCGUCAUCGUCGCCCACAACUACACUCCCUACGCCCUCUGCUACGAACCCAGCGUCAGCCUCCCAGAGCUCUUCUUGUCCAGCAGCGCCUGUGCAGAUGGAUGCUGGCUUCAAUGGUUCUUCUUUUGCUGCAGGCUUCUUUCCAGGUCUUCUCAUCGGCGCACUUGGUACCAUUGGCCUCAUGUGGGCUAUGAAAAAGCGUCGCGAAUCUCACAAUAAAGAGCGCUUCUCUGGCGACUUUGGACAUGUUGCGCGUCAGAUCAGCGAUCCAAUAUAUGACCCGCAACACGCUGCUCGGACAGACUUCAUGCGCCGCGGCUCUCGCUCCGCUCAACCCUCUCCCAAUUCAACAGCUGACCUCGUCUACAACGACAAGAGCAACGGGCAGCCUGUUCAUGGCCUCACGCCACGCAUCAAGAGCAUGUGGGAUCGCACGCCGAAGCUCAAUUUUGGCUUCAAUUCCGGCCUUCCCUCCAAUCCUGCACCACCACCCCCAGCCAUCCGCGCCGGCAACAGCCAAGACCCAUACACUACACCUCGGCACACGCCCCGUCGUUCGACGGAAACAAUCGACGUGCUUAUGCCAGCUCCUAGCUUCCUUGAACCGCCUAAAGCACAUGGCAUGCGCGAAAACAGAUUCACCUCAGACACCACAAACACCACGUUCACAAAGCUGAUGGAGCGUGCUGGAUUCGAUGACGAGGGCCGGAAAGAGCCACCGCAACACGCUGGCGGCGCGCUCGCCGCCACCGUCAAAAUGAAGUCCGUAACUAGGACUACAGACGCUGACGUCUUGGGCUCCUGCUUCUACGUCGAAGUAGACUGGCUCGACUACGUCUUCGUCACCAGCGUCGUCUCCGGCCCGCCACAAUUUGAUGCAGCAGACUUUGCAGACGAGCGACUCACGCGUAGAGUCGAGCUGGGGAGUCUGCUCGUCACGAUCGUCGUCUUGAUCGUAGUUGUGCGUGUCGAGCUACUCUCGCUCUCGUCAUCCUGGCGCUUGUCGACUGCGAUCGAGAGGGAGUCUUUCGACCAGUUGAAGGAUCUGGCGAGGACGACGGGGAGGCUGGUGGGGACGAUGACGAUCGCAGUGCUUGUGGCGGCCAUGCUGGUUGGUGUGGGCGUGGGCGUCAGGGCUGACGGAGUUGCAGAGCUCAAUGGAGCCACUGGUGCCGCACAGGAUGCAGGUGCUGGCUUGUAA